UCGCUCGUAGAGAUCAUCGCUCUGCCUAGGCUGUUGUGUCGAUCCAAUUGGAUAUAGGGCCCAAGCCAUGGCGGAGAAGACUCAGAAAAGUGUGAAGAUAGCACCUGGAGCAGUGGUGUGUGUAGAAAGUGAAAUCAGGGGUGAUGUAACUAUAGGACCCAGGACAGUGAUCCACCCUAAAGCACGAAUCAUUGCGGAAGCUGGGCCAAUAGUGAUUGGCGAAGGUAACCUCAUAGAAGAACAGGCACUUAUCAUAAACGCUCACCCUGAUAAUAUCACUCCUGAUGCUGAAGACCCAGAACCCAAACCUAUGAUCAUUGGCACCAAUAAUGUUUUUGAAGUUGGCUGUUAUUCCCAAGCCAUGAAAAUGGGAGAUAAUAAUGUUAUUGAAUCAAAAGCGUAUGUGGGCAGAAACGUCAUAUUGACGAGUGGUUGCAUCAUCGGGGCUUGUUGCAACCUGAAUACAUUUGAAGUCAUCCCUGAGAACACAGUGAUCUAUGGCGCAGACUGCCUUCGUCGGGUGCAGACUGAGCGGCCACAGCCCCAGACACUACAGCUGGAUUUCCUGAUGAAAAUCUUGCCAAACUAUCAUCACUUAAAGAAGACUAUGAAAGGAAGCUCAACUCCAGUUAAGAACUAAGAACAAUAUAUGACAUCAAGAUAACAUUUGUCUUUGACCACUGUCUUUUGAAAAGGCCACAAUGUUUAUGCACUCUUAGCAGUCCACAGAAUAAUAUGUGUUGACUUUAUUCUGUAAAACUGAGUUAGAGGGGAAAGUAAUGGAUUUUCAUUGUAACUGUGCUCUAUAAUUUAUGUAAAAUGUAUUAUUUUAUGAUACCCUUUUCCCUUUUCUGAUAGUUUACAAAUUUUUUGUUUUGUGUUGUCUUGUUAUAUAAAAUGUUGGCCAUGAAUUUUAGUUAUAUGAAAGGCUACCCAUGAUAAGAAAGAGCCUAUUGUUAUGUAUUUAUAUUCUAGCAUUUACUAAAUUAAAUAAAAAUGUUGAUGACGGGA
Molecule: messenger RNA, 1011 nt
Organism: Camelus dromedarius (Arabian camel)
Lineage: Eukaryota; Metazoa; Chordata; Mammalia; Artiodactyla; Camelidae
Gene: DCTN6
Product: dynactin subunit 6
Exons: 7
Coding region: 68-640 (190 amino acids)
Biological process (GO): mitotic spindle organization
Cellular component (GO): dynactin complex
Molecular function (GO): dynein complex binding
Source: RefSeq, a predicted model, not a curated record